Messenger RNA from Polyodon spathula (Mississippi paddlefish), 1700 nucleotides. Its product is annotated as gastrula zinc finger protein XlCGF7.1-like. Gene Ontology annotation, molecular function: DNA-binding transcription factor activity, RNA polymerase II-specific; RNA polymerase II cis-regulatory region sequence-specific DNA binding. The coding region runs from base 201 to 1184 and encodes 327 amino acids. Gene Ontology annotation, biological process: regulation of transcription by RNA polymerase II. NCBI's taxonomy places the organism in Eukaryota, Metazoa, Chordata, Actinopteri, Acipenseriformes, Polyodontidae. The record is from RefSeq and is a predicted model, not a curated record. The transcript has 2 exons.
UGCACAGGAAAAGCAAAUUUAUUGUAGCGUUUCCCAUUUUCUUUGCCUGGUGAUCACUAAGGAAAAAAAACACUUCAUGGUAUUACAGAAAUAGCAAUAAAUUACAAGGCAGACGAGAGGAAAACAAGUCAGGCCUUCCGUGAAACAGGUAAGGAGGACGAGUGAGGAAAGCUGUAGUUGAGACUCUGGAAGGUUGAAAGAUGGAAUCUGUAGGGCAGGGUUCUGAACUGCAAUGUGUGCACAUUAAAGACGAGGUCCCCGAGUAUGAACUGGUCAAAAUUAAGGAAGAAGAAGACGACGACGACGUGGGGGAGACCCGGCAUGUCUGUAAUGGCUGUGGGAAGAGUUUCUAUGAAUUAGCAAUGCUGGAUAUUCACAAGCUGACACACGGUACAAACACCCCCUACCAGUGUUCAGAAUGCAAGGAGAGCUUCAGUCACCUGGGGAGCUUAAAAAAACACCAGAGAGCUCACACAACGCAGAAGACGCAGGUGCACAUCUGCACGCAAUGUGGGAAGAGCUUCAGUCAGUACUGGUACCUCAGAGAGCACUGGCGGAUUCACAACGGACAGUCUGCAUAUCGCUGCACUGUGUGCGAGAAGAGCUUCACCCAGUCGGGGGACCUUAAAAAGCACCUGCGCAUUCACACAGGCGAGACUCCCUAUCACUGUACUGACUGUGGAAAGAAAUUCACUCAGUCGGAGCAUCUUAAAAAACACCAGCGCACCCACACAGGAGAGACACCCUAUCACUGUACUGACUGUGGAAAGAGCUUCAGCCAGUCAGGGCAUCUUCAGAAACACCAGCGAAUCCACACGGGAGAGACUCCGUACGCCUGCACUGUGUGUGGGAAGAGAUUCAGCAGGAUGGACACCUUUAAGGUCCACCGCCGGAUACACACAGGAGAGAAACCGUACCACUGUACGGCCUGCGACAAGCGCUUCAGCCACUUAGCAGGACUUAAAGCACACCAGCGGGUUCACACAGCUGAGACGCCCUACUCCUGCAAUGUGUGUGGGAAGAGUUUCAGCCAGUCGGGCACCCUUAGAAGACACCAGCGCAUUCACACAGGCCAGACCCCAUAUCACUGCACUGACUGCGGCCAAAGGUUCACACAGCUGUCCCACCUUAAAUCACACCAGCGCACUCACACCGCGAAAAAGAAGAGCAACCCAUCAGUUUAACAGGUCGCUUUUAUUCCCUUUAAUCUGAGCAGUUCAUUUUCAUAAAAAGAAAAAGUGAACUAAACACAAUGGAAGUACAGUACAUAAGCUUUUCAGACUGACAGCAAAGCUGUCCAUGCAGGUUUGUAGAAAUGUAAAAAUGUAGCAACAAUGACUAAUUUUGCCCACAAGAGGGCGUUGUGGAUAGUCUUUAAUUCUUUAUUAUGCUCCAUGGGAGUUGACGCCUUUUGUUGUGCUGAUUAGCAAUUGACGUCACAAAGAUGCUGCAGAAUGAUGUGUUGAUCUUGGUGUUGUGACUCUUGAUCCCCGGCCGGCUGGCCUGUCAUUGACACACUGUGUCUGGUUAUACGACUCACCAGGUUUGAAAUUGCUUGCUGUGAGCACCCAAGAUGACGAGCCACAAUACGCUGCCUUAGUCCAGCCUCUAACAUGCCGAUUACAUGAAGGCGCUGCUCUCUUGACAGACGUGGCAUAUUUGUUUUUUUCUGUGAUAUUCUUUAUUGCUUUUAUUCAAGC